AUGGUUUAUUAGGCAGAAAAAGAAGAACCUCUCUCUGGGUUUCAUCCUUUGUUUCUUUCUCUUCUCUUUCCCUCGUCCUAGAUCGGAAUAUUAGAUCGAGCUUUGUCGGAUUGUGCACGUCUCCAUGGCUACAUCUUUGACUACUGACAAAUCUAAGGUUAUAAGGACAUGGAUUUUAUGUGUUCCAAAUUUUGUCUGCUGGUACUACCGUUCUUGUCUCUUCCCAUCCAUUUUCUUAUUACUACCAUUGUUCCUUUCAUCUUCUCCACUCACUUUCUGCGUCGCUUCCACUCUUCCCCACACUUCCGGCACUGACCCACCCACACCCUCUUUUAAAACAACCCAACCCCACUCUCACCCUCAAAUCGACAUCCUCAUCACCGUUUCUCUUGUCUUGGUUCUAGCCUUGUUGUUUGCCAUGGGGUUCUUGUUCAGAUUCCUUAAACUCAGGAAACUCCGACGAAGUAAACCCACAUCAGCCGCUCAACCUGAAGAAACCGAAAGCAAGGGAAAAGAUUCGGUCGGCGGCGGCGGCGGCGGUGAAGGGUUUGUUAGGAAAUUCAGUUGGGAUGAGAUUAAGAAUGUUACUGAAGAUUUCUCACUUGUGAUUGGUCAAGGAGGGUUUAGCAAUGUCUACCUGGCUAACUUGUCUGGUAAUUCAAGACAAGGUGCAGUUAAAGUCCACAUCGGCGGUGAUCGACUUAACCAAGUGUUUAAACAAGAACUGGAUAUUUUGCUCCGGCUCCGACACGACAACAUCGUUAAACUUCUUGGUUACUGCAAUGAUCUAGAAGAAGGGGCCAUGGUGUUUGAGUACAUUCCUAAUGGAAACUUACAAGAAAAGUUACACGAAAGGAAUAACGAAGUACUUCCAUGGAAGACCCGCACGGCCAUAGCUUAUCAACUCGCUCAAGCAAUCGAAUAUUUACACGAAAAAUGUACCCUCCAAAUCAUUCACGGCGAUAUUAAAGCUUCAAACAUCUUGUUGGACGAGCGUUUUAAUUGUAAGCUCUGUGAUUUCGGUUCGGCGAAGAUGGGUUUUUCGUCGACGGUGAUGCCACCGUCGUGUUCCAGGACGACGAAGCAAGUGAUGAUAGGGUCACCGGGUUAUACCGACCCUCAUUACUUGAGAACCGGGUUGGCUUCCAAAAAGAACGACGUUUACAGCUUGGGUGUUAUUAUUUUAGAGCUUGUUACUGGGAUGGAAGCUUUUUGUCCCGAAAGGGGACAAUUAUUGACGUCGAUAAUGGCGCCCAAUUUAAAAGCCAUUAGUGAAGUUGGGACGGCGGUGGACGUGGCGGAGCUGGUGGAUCCACGUUUGGGUGCAGAAUUUGACUUGGAUGAAGCUAAGGCUAUGGUUUCAAUUGCUGGACUUUGCCUUCACCAGUCGCCGACUGUUAGGCCAUCAGCUUCGCAAAUCAUGCAAAUAAUGAAGGAGAAAAUGGGUUCCAUUGACUUACUCUUGUCGCCGGCCAAAGAUUGCCGCCAUAAAAACUAAUUGAUGGUGACAAACAUAGUUGUCGAUUGGGUUCAAAGUGAAAAUUGUUUAUACUUUGGUCUUUUUUUAUUGUAAGUAAAUUUGCGUAGGUAAAAAGGAUAAUUAGGGCCUGUCCUGGUCUGGAAUGUGUGCCCCUAAAUUAGACCAAAAAACUAUUUUAUUGUAGUAAAUGUAAGAUGGUUCAAAUUUUCAUAUCACUAAUUUUACUGCAACUGGAAACUAUUUUUUUUA
Molecule: messenger RNA, 1729 nt
Organism: Gossypium raimondii (Peruvian cotton)
Lineage: Eukaryota; Viridiplantae; Streptophyta; Magnoliopsida; Malvales; Malvaceae
Product: probable receptor-like protein kinase At4g10390
Exons: 2
Coding region: 125-1498 (457 amino acids)
Biological process (GO): protein phosphorylation
Cellular component (GO): plasma membrane
Molecular function (GO): protein kinase activity; ATP binding
Source: RefSeq, a predicted model, not a curated record